Molecule: messenger RNA, 477 nt
Organism: Mucor mucedo
Lineage: Eukaryota; Fungi; Mucoromycota; Mucoromycetes; Mucorales; Mucoraceae
Exons: 5
Coding region: 1-477 (158 amino acids)
Source: RefSeq, a predicted model, not a curated record
AUGUUGUAUUUCCUUAAAGUAGACUCGAAAGACUGGACCCUAGAGAAAGCAAAGGAGUUUUUUCUGGGGUACGGUACCAACCACAAGAAUGACACGAGACUUCUACAUGCCUGUUCAGAGGCAAUAGUUGAAGGGGUUAAUUUUUUGCCAAUUUGCUGCAGAAAAGCCCAACGAUUGCUGCAGCAAUUGAAGAAAGAGGAAAAGUACGCAAAGGCCAGCAAACCCACCAGUCCCUCAAAACAAAAAAAUGUCACACAGAGCCAGAAAAACGGCAAUUUCAAUCUUAAUGGCUCCAACUCCAUUCAAAAUAUCGUACAAACUAUAAACCUUGGACAAGCACCCGAAGAAAUUAACGCUGAGAAUGUCAGGGAGCAGCCAUCAAGUCUUAAAAGAAAAUUUGAGCACGAAUAUCUGGAAGGUGGCGAAGGUCCGGUGACAAUCACAGAAGAUACUAACAAUGUAAGACUUGUGUUAUGA